Aspergillus piperis CBS 112811 is the source of this 538-nucleotide messenger RNA. RefSeq lists its product as uncharacterized. The transcript has a single exon. NCBI's taxonomy places the organism in Eukaryota, Fungi, Ascomycota, Eurotiomycetes, Eurotiales, Aspergillaceae. Bases 135 to 437 code for a protein of 100 amino acids. The record is from RefSeq and is a predicted model, not a curated record.
UAUUGGUAUCAAGAUGAGAAGAUAUCAUUAUUUUUACUAGCUAUCAUAAGGCGGACAAGACGAGAGAAAGUCUGCAGGCAGACGAGAAAGUCAGCUCACGAUCCACUCAAGAAUGUGGUUCUGAGAUAUAGGGCAUGGACUCUACUCCAGGAAGAAUAGAGUAUAUGGAAGGAUCAGCCAAGCCGGGUAAUUCAUCCCUUCCCCUGCCAGUUCCGAUCCCCCGUCAAGCCAUCCAAAACGAACGACGAGGCGGGAAAAAGGCCCUGACACAAGUCAGGCACAACAAACAUACCAACGCCGACAAUGCGGACAACAACGAUAUAGCCUACCUCUCCAGGACUCCACAACCUUCCUCCCUUGAACACCUGCACAUCUUCCCGAGGGACGACAGCGAGCGUAAGGUCCAGUAUAAGGGAGAUGGAAAAGUAGAUCGAUGAAGUCAUAUGCAUGACAUUGUUGGAUGAUGCAGGCCCGAGGGGCGGUUCUCCAAGGAGAUCAUUGAAUGGAUUGACUUGUUGUCAUCAUCGACGUGUGGGUU